Pedinophyceae sp. YPF-701 is the source of this 771-nucleotide messenger RNA. The record is from the annotation of a GenBank genome assembly. NCBI's taxonomy places the organism in Eukaryota, Viridiplantae, Chlorophyta, Pedinophyceae.
AUGGGACGGUGUUUGUCUGUUGUGCUUGUGCUGGUCCUGGCGGGCGUCAGCUCCGCUCUCGCAGCUGGCCCGCAGGCACUCGCGCACGGGAAGCGGCAGGUCCAGCUGCGAGUCGACAGGGCGGCCGAGGGCAGGCGGUUCAUUUACACAUGGAACGGGCAGCCCGAUGAUGCAGACGGGACGGGGGCACGCAUGCUGCAGGAUCGCGGCUCGCUUGCACCCGCACCGCAGGCCGAAGAUCGGGAUCCUGAGAUGCUGAGCGAGGACAGGCUUCCGCCCGCACCCGAGAAUCGCACCGGCGACCCGCCCGCCGUGCUGAACGCGACGACAUCAAACGGCGCUGGAAGCGCGGCGCCCGUCGUCGAGGAACCCCCGAUCCUCCGUGUCGAUGAUGACGUCGCUUCACCGAGACCCGUGUCGUCGGAGCCGGUGUUUGGGUUCCCCCCGGACACCCCCUCGUUGUCCCCCAGCGCCAGUCUGCCGCUUGAAGCUCCUGACGCGUCGCUUGCGGAGCCAGCAGCCCGGCUCGACGUUCGGCCUGACGACGUCCCACAAGGCGCGCUCGACAUGGCUCUUCCAACCAGGCCGGCAAGCGCGCGAGCUGCGCCGCUCGUGGGCCCGGAGGGCGGCGCUGCGGUGGCCGAAGACACGUCAUUUGACCUUCCGAUGGAACUGGCGCAGAGUGGAGGUCUCCAGAUCGAGACAUUCGACACCGCCACGGGGAUGGUGAUGGAGCAGCGACGACUUGCGCGCGUUGAGCAGAGCGCCUAG